UGCUUUCCUCGCACUUUGGAAAAUAAUGUAGCAUGAGAACAUAAAUUUGACAAAAAGUUAAAAAUGUUAAACGAGUUUUAUUGACCCUGAUCACAGCAAAUUUUUAAAGAACAAUAUUUAUUAACAAAAGUAUAUUUUUCGUCCAGCAAAACUUUUCUGUCCCCAGAAACAAACAUCAAAAACAAGAUAUGAAUAAUUUCCUUUGCAAUGCAGAAACACUUCAUGCGGCAAAACGUGCUCUGAUUCUCUGUGGUUUAUGACGUAGGCAGCUGAGGAGAUUAAGUUAUUCUCACAGUGUAAACAUCAGAACUGCCUUAGUUUGUUGCUUGCCAUAUUGUCUGCUGAGCAAAUUCGUGUGAAUAGCUACACAAUUUUAAUCAGUUUUUUUUUCUAAUUUUUUUCUAAAUUAUUACCGGCAGAUUCAGUUUAUUUAGAAUUUAUGCAAAAAAGGAAAUAUUUAAUGUUUUAUUUAAACUAGUUAUACUUAGUAUAUAGAAUAGAAUUGUCGCUGGUGUUCAUUAUGUCUUUUAUUGCUAAUUGGAUUCGUUGGGUCAACCGUGCAAUAUGUAGUACAUUUAUCAUCGUACCGAUGGUCACUGCGUGGUUGGUAGUCCCUCUUACAAUGAUAGUAGUCGGAAUUCUGAACCUACGACACUGCAGUAUUGAGCCCAACAUACCAGUAUGGUUGGUGGUGGGUGGGUUUAUGGUUCUAGCGACCACCACCUGCGCUUGUAACUGCUGCCAGGUCAACAGUACGAGGGAAGAAGACGAGAAACGGUCGAAUUCGCAAACAAUUUGUUCAAUUUUGAUCACUAUAUUUCAUGUUAUCUGGUUCGUAAUUGGAAACGUCUGGGUGUUACGAAUAUUCGCACCUGUGACGCAACUGAGCGACGUAGUUGGAGCAAACAAGACAAUUACGAACAGUAGUAAUGCCACAACCGAAGUUACAAUCGAGUGCAGUCAUAUCACAUACUAUCUCGCAUUCACUGUAAUUAUGUUAACAUAUAUAUUGCUCGGUAUUUUGUUGUUGGUCAUUUUUAUAUCUUGUUUCGUGUGUCGUGUUAGAGAUAUUUAUAAUGUUAACGACUAAAAGUCAAAUCAACUUGGCUACUUCACCGAAAACCAGUUAAAAACAUUUUUUUACAUAAUAAGCAUUUCAGAAUUUUUGCGCGGACGCUGAGAUAUUUGCUGUUGAAAAAUAAAGACUGAGAAAAAAAUGAGAAGAACAAAAAAAGUGAUUUUGUUUUUUUAACCAGUGUUUUGGUAUUUUCCGAUAUAAACUUAUUCCCAAAACAUUAGAAGCCUAAUAUAUGUGAGCACUCAAACAAUGCCAACCAUUGGUUAGAAUAUUAACUUGAAUACAGAUGUCCACUUCUAUUGGUUUAAUGACAUUAUAACAGAGGUACCAUGUAAAUGUAAAGUACAGAAAGAAAUUCACUUUAUCUUUACCAGUGUAGGAUAGUUAUAGUAGGUUGGGGUAAGAUGUGACGUGUUUUCAUUCUCUUUUAUUGCCCAUUUGGUGGAAACACAAAAUAAAACGCAACAGUUAUAAAAACGUAUCCUCACGACUUCUAUAGACCGUUGUUAAUUGUUUAAAACACGAUUAGGAUAUUUGGAUAUUAAGCGCUAAAGGAGUCCCAUCUUACCCCACAGUACUUUACAGCAAAAAAUGGAAACUACUCAGUUAAAACUGUUAACAAUGUUGAGAACUUGAGAAUAUUAUCAUAGAAAGACAAACCAGUGGUGCAGGAAAAGAAAAUUAUUGUUUUUUAAAAGUUUAACUUUUUCCUAAUUUAAGUUUAAUUUUUUGCUUAAUUUAAUCAAUUAAACAGAAAGCAAUAAUUUUCUUUGCGCGCACCAAAGAACAGACAGUGUAUAAAUUAAAACACAAAUACUAUUUUA
Ciona intestinalis (vase tunicate) is the source of this 1902-nucleotide messenger RNA. The record is from RefSeq and is a predicted model, not a curated record. NCBI's taxonomy places the organism in Eukaryota, Metazoa, Chordata, Ascidiacea, Phlebobranchia, Cionidae.